CCGAUGGCAUCGGAGGGCCUGGCGGGGGCGCUGGCAGCGGUGUUGGGGGGCCAGGGGCUGAAUGUGCACAGCUGCGACUCGGUGCCGGCCGGGGAGCCCCGGGCGCCCGUGCGGCUGCGGAAGAACGUCUGCUACGUGGUGCUGGCCGUGUUCCUCAACGAGCAGGAUGAGGUGCUACUGAUCCAGGAGGCCAAGAAAGAGUGCCGUGGGUCUUGGUACCUACCCGCGGGGAGAAUGGAGCCUGGGGAGACCAUCGUGGAGGCACUGCAGCGGGAGGUGAAGGAGGAGGCCGGGCUGCACUGUGAGCCUCUGACAUUGCUGUCUGUGGAGGAGCGGGGCCCCUCCUGGAUCCGCUUUGUGUUCCUCGCUCGAGCCACAGGUGGAAAUCUCAAGACUUCCAAGGAGGCGGAUGCGGAGUCCCUGCAGGCUGGCUGGUACCCACGAACCUCCCUGCCCACUCCGCUGCGAGCCCGGGACAUUCUGCACCUGGUAGAGCUAGCCGCCCAGUACCGCCAGCAAGCCAGGCACCCUCUUAUUCUGCCCCAGGAGCUUCCCUGUAGUCUGGUCUGCCAGCGACUCGUGGCCACCUUUACCAAUGUCCAGACAGUGUGGGUGUUGGUGGGCACAGUGGGGAUGCCUCACUUGCCCAUCACUGCCUGCGGCUUCACUCCCAUGGAGCAAAGGGGUGGCAUCAAGAUGGCCAUCCUGCGGCUGCUACAGGAGUGUCUGACCCUGCACCACUUGGCAGUGGAGACCAAGGGGUUGCUUGGACUGCAGCAUCUGGGCAAAGACCAUGCAGAUGGCGUCUGCUUGAAUGUGCUGGUGACUGUGGCUUUUCGGAACCCAGGUACGCAGAGUGAGCCCCCAAAGGUUCGGGGUGAGAACUUUUUUUGGUGGAAGGUGAUGGAGGAAGAUCUACAAAGCCAGCUCUUACAGAGACUUCAGGAAUCAUCUGUUGUCCCAGUCAACAGAUAGGAAGGUGCCAUCGUUGUGCAAGGAGCCAGGCUCCUGGGCCCUCUCCUCCCCCACCGCGGCUCUGCCUUCCUCUGAGGGAGGCAGGAGGUUGGCAGUCAGGGGUCUUGUUGCAUUAGGAGGUGAUUCUCCUAGUUCUCAGGGUAAUUUCCUUCUCUGUGGAACAGGUCCCUGCAUUGCACCAGGACAGUGCCUUUAACCAAACAAGGAGUUCAGAGCUGAAGGAUCUAAUUGCCCUGUGGGCACAAUGAAGGCACUACUCCCUACGGGGAUGUGAGAACUUUCUGAACCUGAGAGGGCAUCUACUCGUCAUUUUCCAUGCUUGCCUCAGUAAAGGCCUACAUCCAGAUUCUCAGG
Odobenus rosmarus divergens (Pacific walrus) is the source of this 1329-nucleotide messenger RNA. It is a transcript of the gene NUDT18, whose product is annotated as nudix (nucleoside diphosphate linked moiety X)-type motif 18. NCBI's taxonomy places the organism in Eukaryota, Metazoa, Chordata, Mammalia, Carnivora, Odobenidae. Gene Ontology annotation, molecular function: 8-oxo-GDP phosphatase activity; magnesium ion binding; 8-oxo-dGDP phosphatase activity. Bases 4 to 975 code for a protein of 323 amino acids. The transcript has 3 exons. The record is from RefSeq and is a predicted model, not a curated record.